ACCAAUAACCAGAAAAAAAACUACCGAUGCAUUCUUUGCUGCCACGCUCUUCAACACCAAAACCUCUACUCUACGAUGGACCCUUUGCUGCCAGUAGUCGAAGACCCAAAUGCCUUAAUACAAUAACAGCAAUAUCUAAAGCCAAAAGCGAAAACAAGGCUGAUGAGGAUGACUAUUAUGCCACUCUCAAAGCUCUCAACUCUAAAGGUCGUUUUCCAAGAAAAUCACUUGGCCAGCACUACAUGCUGAAUUCGUCGGUAAAUGAGGAACUAGUUGCUGCUGCUGAUGUGCAAGAAGGAGAUUUGGUGGUUGAAAUUGGGCCUGGUACAGGUUCCCUUACAAAUGUUCUUGUCAAUUCUGGUGCCACUGUCCUUGCUAUUGAAAAGGAUCCCUACAUGGCAGCCCUUGUAACGGAGAGAUUUUCUAGUUUGGACUGUGUAAAGGUUUUGCAAGAAGAUUUCACAAAAUGUCAUAUACGCUCCCAUUUGUCCACAGUUUCGCAAAGUGCAAGAAAUUCUUCAGGUGUGAAACCGCAAUAUGCAAAGGUAGUCUCCAAUUUACCUUUUAACAUAAGUACAGAAGUAAUUAAGCAACUUCUUCCCAUGGGUGAUAUCUUCUCAGAAGUAGUUUUGUUACUCCAGGAGGAAGCUGCUGUGCGCAUGGUGGAUUCAUCCUUAAGGUCCUCUGAGUAUCGACCCAUUAAUAUUUUCAUCAACUUCUAUUCAGAUCCCGAAUACAAAUUUAAGGUGCCAAGGACAAAUUUCUUCCCACAACCUAAAGUUGAUGCAGCUGUAGUUUCCUUCAGACUGAAGCAACCUGUUGAUUAUCCUCCCGUUUCUUCAGCCAAAAGCUUCUUCUCAAUGGUCAACUGUGCGUUUAAUGGAAAACGUAAGAUGUUACGGAAGACACUACAACAUAUAUGCCCUUCUCUUGAGAUUGAAGAAGCUCUUGUUAGUGCUGGUCUUCCAUCCACGUCAAGGCCGGAGGAGCUUGCACUAGAUGAUUUUGUGAGGCUGCAUAAUUCGAUUGUUAAAGCCUAGGAUUUUCUGGUGUCACUUGGUGCUGAGCUUUCUGAGGAUACUUGAUAGUAGAGGCUGCACCGUUCUUGUUAGCUUUGAUAUCUUAAGCUUCACUGGUAUCAGAAUCUGGAAUAGGGAGUCAACAAGCCUGGAGCAAUAUCAGCAGCUAGAAAUUCAAACAGCUACAGUUGACAGCAAAAAGAGCAACCCCACAACACUUGAUUUGAGCCUCUCUUGCUACUGUUGUCAUAUUCUUCAAAGCCUUAAUCCAUUCAAUGCAGCACAAAGUACUGAGAGAAUUGUCAAGCUUCAGAUCUGAGUGUAAAUAUUUUAAGCACAUCGUACUUCUUUUACACUAAUUAGUAGAGUACUAAUUACAAACGAAUAAUGUAUUCGGGUAUAUGUAUAAAAGAUAAUCUUUUGCAUCA
Molecule: messenger RNA, 1447 nt
Organism: Lycium ferocissimum
Lineage: Eukaryota; Viridiplantae; Streptophyta; Magnoliopsida; Solanales; Solanaceae
Product: ribosomal RNA small subunit methyltransferase, chloroplastic-like
Exons: 10
Coding region: 27-1040 (337 amino acids)
Biological process (GO): rRNA methylation
Cellular component (GO): mitochondrial matrix
Molecular function (GO): rRNA (adenine-N6,N6-)-dimethyltransferase activity
Source: RefSeq, a predicted model, not a curated record